Messenger RNA from Musca vetustissima, 1287 nucleotides. RefSeq names its product stAR-related lipid transfer protein 7, mitochondrial. The record is from RefSeq and is a predicted model, not a curated record. The coding region runs from base 1 to 1287 and encodes 428 amino acids. Lineage: Eukaryota; Metazoa; Arthropoda; Insecta; Diptera; Muscidae. The transcript has a single exon. Gene Ontology annotation, molecular function: lipid binding.
AUGGUGUUCAGCCGCAUUGUGUCCAAUAUCAAACAUAGCUCAAAUGCUGCAUUAAAAUCAUGGUGCUAUCAAUGCGAAAGUAUAUUGGCCCAACGUUCACGUCGAUUACAACAAUUGUUUACAUUCUAUCAUCGGGUCUAUGGGCCGCAGGGCCUUAAAUUGCUGAUACGCUCCUAUCAUCGACAGCUGCCACAAUUUAAGGGCAAAAAUCUGGUACUAAGUGCUGUGGGGGCAUUGGGCCUGUCCGCAAAUGGGGUGCCGACGUUCGAUUGGUCCAAUGAACGUUUAAGUUUACUGAAUUUCGAGGCGUGUCAGGGUGACAUCGAAUUUAUUAAUACCUUGCCGCAGAAUAAACUUUGUGAUUUGUGCAAGGAAUAUAAAAUGAAAUAUUGUUAUUGUCUGGUGGGCAAUAAGAAGUGUCCACCAGCAGGAGCAGCAGCAGCUGAUGGAGGCAACACAAAGGGAAAUUGCCGGAAAACAUUUCAUCAGUUCUACAAGGAUGCUGUAGGAAGCAAUGGUUCCUCCGAAAUGGGCACAGCCUUAAUACAAAAAGCCGAUGAUCAGCCAUGGGAACCUUACAUGAGUAAAGAUCAAUUUUCCAUAUGGCGGCGGGAGGAGCGUUCCGCCAUGUAUUCCUAUAAGGUCUAUGCCCGUUUCAAUGACAUCUCGGCAGCUGAUUUAAUGCAUGUUCAAGUGGAUUUAGAUUAUCGCAAGGAAUGGGAUAACACAGCUGUGGCCUUACAUUUGAUAGAAGAAGAUCCCGUACCGGGGACCAAUUCCCACCUAAUAUAUUGGGAAAUGCAAUGGCCCCGCCUUUUUAGCAAUCGUGAUUAUGUCUAUUGUCGUCGUUUUGUAUGCGAUGACAAGCGUAAAGUUAUGAUGGUGGCCAAUCGCGGGACCACCCAUCCCAAUUAUCCUCAAUAUGGUGAUAAGGUACGCGUCACCGAUUAUUGGAGUUUUAUGGUCAUUAAACCAUAUCGCAGUUUUCAAGAACCGGGUGUUCACUAUGUGCUGACCUAUUAUGAUGAUCCGGGUCUGCCAAUACCGCAGAGUGUCAAGGCCUGGGUGACACAAAAACAAAUGCCCGAUGUUCUGCAUAAUAUGUAUCAUGCUACGAAAAAUUAUUCCUAUCGCAAGGCUCUGGCCAUGAAGGAUGUUUUCAAUAAUUUCACUUCGAUUAAUGAUGCUGACUAUGCUGCAAAUCAAUCGAGAAAUAGUUGGUUUAAGAAAAUCCUCCGACAACGGAAACAUCAUCAGCAGGAAAGUCUUAAGGAAAAGGAGAAGUAG